Messenger RNA from Impatiens glandulifera, 594 nucleotides. RefSeq lists its product as uncharacterized. The record is from RefSeq and is a predicted model, not a curated record. Lineage: Eukaryota; Viridiplantae; Streptophyta; Magnoliopsida; Ericales; Balsaminaceae. Bases 1 to 594 code for a protein of 197 amino acids. The transcript has a single exon.
AUGAUACCUGGUACUGUUACUGAUAUCAAGUGUGAGAUUCCCGAACUUGUGGGUGAUAAUUAUAAGAUCUGGAAAGAAAGGAUUUUGCUUCAUUUGGGAUGUUUAGACAUUGAUGAUGCUAUAAGGAAAGAUGAGCCAAUCAUUGAUGAUGAGAGUACUACGGAUGAUUUACUUCUUCAUGAACGAUGGGAUCGAUCUAAUCGUCUCAGUAUGAUGUUCAUAAAGAGUAAAAUAUCUGAGAGUAUUCGUGGCUCAAUUGAAGAGCAUAAAAAUGUCAAAGCAUUACUGAAAGGAGUUGAUGAACAGUUUGCAACUUCUGAUAAAGCUCUUGCCAGUACUCUUAUAAUCAAGUUCACAACCACGAGGCUCACUACUAUGAGGGGUGUGCGUGAGCAUAUCAUGAAGCUACGGGACAUUGCGGCUCAACUAAAAAGACUUGAGGUUGAUAUGUCAGAGUCUUUCCUGGUGCACUACAUACUAGCGACCCUUCCAUCUGCGUACGGAGCCUUUAAAGUCUCCUACAACACACAUAAGGAGAAAUGGUCAAUUAAUGAACUUAUGACCAUGUGUGUUCAGGAAGAGAAUAGGUUGUGA